GGGUCGGGAUCGAAACCCCCACCGCCUUCUUGUAUACCAGGCGAGGUAGUUAACAUCUCCCACUGUGGCGCCCAGUCGUCACCGUGGUGAGUCCAUGCACACUAUAACUUGUGCAGUUGGAUUAACAGUCAACAGUGGUUUCUGGGUUUCCGUGAGCCGUUCGUACGCACAUGCACAAACGUCCACGGCAAAAGGUGCAGUCCCUGCAAUUGCUUGCGCGCAGCGACUGCCGUCGGGAGGGCCUAUUGCUAGAGAUCGCUCCUCUACGGGGUAUUUAGCCUACCCAUUCCAUGCUGGACCGGCGUUUUUUGGAGUUGCCCACGCGUUUUUUGCCCCGGCCUUUUCGGCCGCCUGUUGAACGUCGUUGCGUCGUCUGCAGGGUGAAUCGCAAGGACCUGAAGGCCAUGCUGCCGCAGCUGAACUUCAAGUUGCCGAACCAGCGGCAACUCCGGGACAAGUUUGCGGAAGUGGAAGCGAGGAAGGGGGAGAUUUCCUUCGCCCAGUUUGUGGCCUUUUACAAGAACCUCAUGUUCGACGCGCAGAGACUGAUCGUUGAGCAGAUAGACUUCUGCGUACCUCUUCGGAACUCGGAGCGGCCGGACGUCUGCUCCGUAACGCUGCACGACUUCCAGAGGUUCCUGCAAAUCGAGCAGAAGGAACCGUGGGCCAGCGACCUGGCGUGCGUGCGGGAGCUCAUGUUCCGCAUCCUGUGUGACGGCGCGCGGGAGAGCGAGGAGCCCUGCUUCUCCCUCGAGGAGUUCCUGACGUACCUGUUCUCCCGUGAGAACUGCGUGUGGGACAGCCAGUACAACCAGGUGUGCGCCGAGCAGAUGAACAACCCACUGUCGCACUACUGGAUCUCAUCUUCGCACAACACCUAUCUGACAGGGGACCAGUUCUCGAGCGAGUCGUCGCUGGAGGCCUACGCGCGCUGCCUCCGCAUGGGCUGCCGCUGCAUCGAACUGGACUGCUGGGACGGCCCGGAUGACAUGCCCAUCAUUUACCACGGCCACACGCUCACCUCCAAGAUCAAGUUCCUGGACGUCCUCAACACAAUCAAGGAGCAUGCCUUCGUCACGUCCGACUACCCCGUGAUCCUCUCCAUCGAGGAUCACUGCAGCAUCGUGCAGCAGAGGAACAUGGCGUCGUUCUUCCGCAAGGUCUUCGGCGACAUGCUGCUCAUCAAGCCCGUGGAGGCCCAGGCCGAGGAGCUGCCCUCGCCCACGCAGCUCAAGGGGAAGAUCCUCAUCAAGCACAAGAAGCUCGGCGAGGGGAACUCCGACGAGGUGGCCUCCAGCGGCAGCUACUCGGAGUGCGACAUCAGCAACUCCAUCAAGAACGGCAUCCUCUACCUGGAGGACCCCAUCAACCACGAGUGGAACCCUCACUUCUUCGUGCUGACGAGCAACAAGAUCUACUACUCGGAGGAGACGACGGUCAACCAGUCCAACGACGAGGAGGAGGAGGACGACACCAAGAGCCAGGAGUCCAACAACAACGAGCUGCACUUCAGCGAGAAGUGGUUCCACGGGAAGCUGGGCGGCGGGCGCGACGGGCGCCAGAUCGCCGAGCGCCUGCUGCUCGACUACUGCUUGGAGAACGGCGGCAAGGACGGCACCUUCCUGGUGCGCGACAGCGAGACCUUCGUGGGCGACUACACGCUGUCCUUCUGGCGGUCAGGCCGCGUGCAGCACUGCCGCAUCCACUCGCGGCAGGAGGCCGGCACCAUCCGCUACUUCCUGACGGACAACCUGGUGUUCGACUCGCUCUACUCGCUCAUCCAGCACUACCGCGAGGUGCCGCUCCGCUGCAACGAGUUCGAGAUGCGCCUCUCCGACCCCGUGCCGCAGCCCAACGCCCAUGAGAGCAAAGAGUGGUACCACAGCAGCCUGACGCGCGCCGAGGCCGAGCACUGGCUCAUGCGCGUUCCCAAGGACGGCGCCUUCCUCGUGCGCAAGCGCAGCGACCCCAGCUCCUACGCCAUCACCUUUCGGGCGGACGGGAAGAUCAAGCACUGCCGCGUGCAGCAGGAGGGGCGGCUCUUCCUGCUGGGGAACUCCGCGGAGUUUGAGAGCCUCGUGGAUCUCGUGUGCUACUACGAGAAGCACCCGCUCUACCGCAAGAUGCGCCUGCGCUACGCCAUCAACGAGGAGACGCUCGAGAAGCUGGGCACAUACGAGCUGGACUACGGAGCACUGUACGAGGCACGCAAUCCAGAGCUCAACUACGUGGAGGCGAACAAGAUGGCCGUGUCCAAGUGCGUAGUGAAGGCGCUGUACGACUACCGAGCGCAGCGCGACGAUGAGCUCUCCUUCUGCAAGCACGCCAUCAUCACCGGCGUGGACAAGCAGGAUGGAGGCUGGUGGCGAGGAGACUACGGCGGCAAGAAGCAGCUGUGGUUCCCCUCCAACUACGUGGAGGAGAUGACCUGCACCCUGCCGCAAGGCCUGGAGGAGGCCGCCGCCGCCGUCGAGAACAGCCCCCUGGGCAACUUCCAGAAGGGCAUGAUUGACGUGACCACGUGCGCAGUGGUCGUGCCGCGGGAUGGCAAGGGAGCCCAGCGCUACGUGUUCAGCGUGCAGUCAAUACACAUGCACCCGCCGCUGCCCAAGCCGCUGGAGAUCGCCGCGCCCUCGCUGGAGGAGCUGCACGAGUGGGUGUCGAAGGUCAAGGACGCCGCGUCGGCCGCCGACAUGAAGCUCAGCGAGGGCAAGCAGAUGGAGCGGAGGAAGAAGAUCGCCCUGGAGCUCUCCGAGCUCGUCGUUUACUGCCGUCCUGUGCCCUUCGACGAGGAGAAAAUCGGCACGGAGCGUGCGUCCUUCAAGGACAUGUCGUCCUUCCCCGAGACGAAGGCCGAGAAAUACGCCAACCGCAACAAGGGCCGCAAGUUCCUCCAGUACAACCGUCGCCAGCUCAGCCGCGUCUACCCCAAGGGCCAGCGCCUCGACUCCUCCAACUACGACCCGCUGCCCCUGUGGGCCUGCGGCAGCCAGCUGGUGGCGCUCAACUUCCAGACGCCCGACAAACCGAUGCAGCUGAACCAGGCCCUGUUCCUGCUGGGCGGCCGGAGCGGCUACGUCCUGCAGCCGGAGAUCAUGCGCGACGACUCCUUCGACCCCUUCGACAAAACGUCGCUCAAGUCCCUCGAGCCAAUCAGCAUCCAGCUGACGAUCCUGGCGGCUCGGCACCUGCCGAAGAACGGCCGGGGCAUCGCGUGUCCGUUCGUCGAGGUGGAGGUGUGCGGAGCCGACUACGACUACAGCAAGUACAAGACGGAGGUCGUGCCGGACAACGGCCUGAACCCCGUGUGGACUCCCAAGGUGGCCCCGACGGUGUUCGACGUCAACAACCCCGAGUUCUCGUUCCUGCGCUUCGUGGUGUACGAGGAGGACAUGUUCAGUGAUCCCAACUUCCUGGCGCAGGCGACGUUCCCCAUCAAGGGGCUCAAGCCGGGGUACCGCUCGGUGCCGCUGAAGAACAGCUACAGCGAGGAGCUGGAGCUCGCCUCGCUGCUCAUUCACAUCGACGUCACCAACGCGAAGGAGGAGGGCGAGGACGACCUCUACUCGUCGAUCCAGCGGCUGCGCGACCGCACCACGGAGCUGCGGGGGCAGCUGGCGGCGCUGGAGGGCGGCAGCAACGGCGGCGGCGGCGGCAGCAACGGCGGCAGCAACGGUGGCGGCGGCGGGACUAACGGACGAGCGGCGGACUCGUCCUUUGACGCGCGCUAUCGGCACUACCAGCAGCAGCUGGACGAGCUGAGAGCCACGCAGGAGCAACUGGUGCAGCUCACGGAGGAGAGGAACACUAGGUUGAGAGAGAAGAAGGAAGACCGUCGGAGGCGAGAAAUUACCAAUCAGGCUCGCAGAGGAUUCUAAACAAACAGCAAACAAAGGCUGGCGCGGACGUUGCUGCCGAACAUCCUCCAACCAACCUUCGCGAACGCAACCUGUGAGCGCAAAGAGCUGGCGGGUGCGGCCUUUGCGCGCCGGGUGCCCGCGAAGAGAAUCGGGCAAAGGAAAGAAACGGAGAGGGAGAAAGAAAACAACGGGCCGAGCGACGUCGCCGUCACCGUGGCGGCAAGCCGGGAGUUGCACGAACGCGACGAGGGCUCGGCAUUCGUUUCACCACCGACCGCCUUGACCAAACGCAUAGUCACCCCCCCCCCUCUCCCCACGCCUGCGGGGGAAGAGGGGGUGGUGGGGAGGGAGCCGUACGGGGGGUCACAUCAUCAUCAUCGGGAGCGUCUUCACCGCCGAUCGGCCUUCGGUCACCCGGCGCUCCGGCCCGCGGCGGCUGCCGUUGUGGGCGUCCGUGCCUCUUUACUCCUCCGGUGCCUUUCCCUUACAGAAAAGAAAAAUUCACACCAGGGUGCUUUCACGCUCGCCGUGGUUUGCGACGCUGCUCGGGGUUGUGGGGGCGGUGGGUGGGCAGCCAAAAAGAGCUCGGGACGGAACCGACGCACGCCCGCGUGCGUGUGACGUUCUUCCCGGGAGCUGCCGGAGCUUUUCGCAUCUUCGCUUUCCGUUAUUAUCUACGCAGCCCGAUACCAUCACGUAGCCAGGCCUAAAUUAGCAUGUUCCUCCCAGCUCUCCCAUCUCUCCCCCCCCCCCCCCCCCCCCCCCACCGCGGGGAGGAAAACGCCGCUCGGUGCAAUUUUUUUACUUCGUGAAACGUUUCAGGCAGGCGCCGCGUCGCAUCACGGGCAUCACCCCCGCGGCUGUGAGUUAGCUGACGCGGUACGGCCGUCACUGGUCCCCCACGGUUGGGCACGCUCGUUCUCGCAACUGCGCGGGAGAAGACGCGCACAGCUGGGCCGGGCGCACGCCUCCUCUGAACGUUCCCCGCCCCCCUCCGAGAUCGGGCGAUGGGCAGCGCUUGGACCGCCCUCCCGCCUCUCCGCGUAUCGGCAGCGUAGCAAAGCCGUUGUGUGCCCAACGCGCCCGCGUGCGCACGCACUGUGAGCCCUGCCGCUUCUGUCUCGUUGCCGGGAGUGGCGCGGAGAGGGGGGGCGGAGACAGUUUUAGGUUUUCAGUUUUGUAAAAAGCUUGAUUUGUUCAGCUUUUUUUUCUUUGCCUUUUCUUACCGUCUUACGAAUGUAACGCUGGUAGCUCGGUGGUGGUGCGAGCUCGUCGGUGGUGGUGCGAGCUCGUCGGUGGUGGUGGUGGCGUUGUGAGGACGAGAUCUUUCGGGACCAAAACACGGGUCUCUUGUUCGAGGAGAAACGGAGAAGGGGGGGAGCGGAGGAGAGGCGGUGAGUGGAUCGGGGGAGUGGGGGGGAAGGUGGCGUUCGGGACCCCCAGGAAGAUGAACCUUGGCGUGACCUAACGUUACCGAACGUAUUUAUUCGUGCGUUGUGCAAGCGUCUGGCGAACGCUCGGGCUUUGGUUGAGCUGAGGUCGGCUUCAAACCGAGCCCCGGAGAGAAGGAAAGAAAAAAUAAGGUAAUAAUUUUAACUUAAAUUAACCUUUGCAUGCUUACCGUGCCCAAACAGUGACGCAUUAAAAGGGGGGACGACAGCGCCGUGAUUGGGGAGUUUUAAACAUCUCUAUGUGCGGUGUAUUAUUCCUAUUAUCAUCAUGAGGCUACGGUUAUUUAUUUAUUUUAAAUAAUCGGACGACUUCAAUGCAGACACUAAAAAAACGGGGAUGAGUUCGCUACCCCUGGUAAUUUCCUUUUUUAUUUAUGUUGUUGGCGUCUGAACCGGAUCGUGGGCCGUCCGUAUGCCGAGCGCUUGACCUUCGGCGAACGCGGUGCAAACGUUUGGUGGUGGGGGGGGUGCGGGGGGGAAUGGUGCGGGGGGGGGGGCCAUGAAUAUCUCUCAGCCCAAACAGAUCCAGCCCACACACGAACCUCUUAAGGCACGGAAUUGAUCAUUAUAAACACGCGCACAAUUAUCUCUGACUCCGAGAGUAGAGAGCGAUU
Messenger RNA from Petromyzon marinus (sea lamprey), 5925 nucleotides. RefSeq names its product 1-phosphatidylinositol 4,5-bisphosphate phosphodiesterase gamma-1-like. Gene Ontology annotation, cellular component: ruffle membrane. NCBI's taxonomy places the organism in Eukaryota, Metazoa, Chordata, Hyperoartia, Petromyzontiformes, Petromyzontidae. Gene Ontology annotation, molecular function: phosphatidylinositol-4,5-bisphosphate phospholipase C activity; protein binding. The record is from RefSeq and is a predicted model, not a curated record. Gene Ontology annotation, biological process: phosphatidylinositol-mediated signaling; positive regulation of epithelial cell migration; phospholipid catabolic process.